Punctularia strigosozonata HHB-11173 SS5 is the source of this 480-nucleotide messenger RNA. RefSeq lists its product as uncharacterized. Lineage: Eukaryota; Fungi; Basidiomycota; Agaricomycetes; Corticiales; Punctulariaceae. The transcript is spliced from 2 exons. The record is from RefSeq and is a predicted model, not a curated record. The coding region runs from base 1 to 480 and encodes 159 amino acids.
AUGUCCACCUCGUCCCACGUGUCCCCCGACACGCAUUCGCCGCGCUACGCCGUCGACGCUCCAGUGGACGACCCUACGACGUUCCUCGAGGGAUCUCAACGCGAGGUGGAAGCCAUGCUGGAGGACCCGGUCGGUUCGGAACCUGCAGCGGAAACCACCGGGUCCGGUGUAAUGACCAUGGAACGUUGGGAGCGCAUGAGCGAUGCGGAGCGUUGGAUCAGGGCCGCCGUGUUGACCGAGUACGUCAGCGACAGAUAUAUGUCCGCCCUGGACCGGUUCGAAGCCGGCGCCGUCAAGAUCCUUCGGGAUAACUCGCACAAGACGGCCGUCGCGAUGGCGGACGGUUUGAAGGCGAUCGUGCGAGGUACGAACGAACUUACCGACAUCAUGGUGAUGGCGUUCGAAGAAGAUUCCACGACGCACGAUGCCAGCAAGAAUCGAUCGUCGGGGACAUCGCGCCCUUCAGACCGCCGGUCCUAA